This is a messenger RNA of Seriola aureovittata, 6000 nucleotides long. It is a transcript of the gene lemd3, whose product is annotated as LEM domain containing 3. The transcript has 13 exons. Gene Ontology annotation, biological process: nuclear envelope organization; negative regulation of BMP signaling pathway. Lineage: Eukaryota; Metazoa; Chordata; Actinopteri; Carangiformes; Carangidae. Gene Ontology annotation, cellular component: nuclear inner membrane. Gene Ontology annotation, molecular function: chromatin DNA binding. The record is from RefSeq and is a predicted model, not a curated record. The coding region runs from base 1004 to 3592 and encodes 862 amino acids.
AUAGAUUAUUGAUGUAUGCCUUUCAAUAUUAAUAAAACCUCUCAGUGGAAUGAAUUUGUUUAAACAGAAAAAAAAGUCAGCUGAGAGCCGUUACAGUGCUUGAAAACCAGCAUUUGAAUAAACACAAUGUAGUACAAAGAAAUGAGAGAGAAGAUAAACACUAUUAAUAACAAUACAUAUAGUAAUAAUAUUAAUAUUAAUUAAGUUAAGCAAAUAAAUAAAAACAAAAGUGUGGAAAAAAUAAGGUGCAGAAGGAAUUUACUGUUAUCAUUUAACUCCUAUAGCAGAUGGAUUGUAUGCACACAUAUUAUUGAUACCUUUAACAGACUCAAUGUGGUAAUGAACAACUCAAUAGAUGGGGACAUAUUUAUAAAAUUUGGGCAAUUUUUUAUAUGAAAUUUCGCAAUAAGUGUAAUACAUUAACAGUAGUAUUUUAUCGUUCUUGUUUUCUUUAUAUAAAAUUAGACUCUCUUUGGCUUCUAACUUAAUUAUGUGGAUUGUUUGAUUAGCAAAAUAAUCGGUUUUCUCUAGCAGACUGUAUAUAUCAACCUUGAUAGAUGUAUUGUCUUCUUUGGCUUUACAAAAAUCACAUUUGAUUUGAUGACAAAGUUUGAGGUUUAAGAAUUAGCAUAUUAUUUACAGUUCGGUUGUGUACUUCUCUUAUUGGUUGAAAACAAUAGGUUUGUAAGGAGUUUUUGCCACUGAAUCUUGGAAAAAUGGGAGCUUCACAUAAAUUUUCCACGUGCAGUGAUUUUUCUUGUUUAGAAAUAAAAACUUGUAUGUUAUUUGUACAUUUGUGGCCUUUGAUAUGUAUUCCACUUAAAAACAUGGUAAAUUUAUAUGGAAUAUUAAAUGUUUUAGUUCUAACAAAGUCCUCAUAACUAAGAAUUUGAUCGUUUUUUAACAGUGUUCUGUUGGUUUUGAACGCAGCCCAGUUGGUCAACUGCCACUUCACCUGAACGUCAUUUCCGUCACACAACCUUCUCCUAGAGUUUUGUCUAAGAUGGCGUCAAUGCAGUUAACGGAUGAGGAGCUUUUCUCCGAAUUAAAGCGUUUCGGUUUCACUCCAGGCCCGGUUACCGAGAACACCCGUCCGGUGUAUUUAAAGAAAUUGAAGAAGCUUCGCGAAGAGCAACAGCAGCGGGGCUCCAGAUCGGGUAAAACCCGUAGCAGCGGGGCCAUCCACAGCACCACUGGCGGCGGCAACACGGCGGGAUCCAGGCCAGCCAGCCAUGACGUCACGCACCUGAGCUCUAACAGGAGACCGGGCCGGAAGUCCUCCGUCCUCGGCUUCAGCUCCGACGAGUCUGACGCUGAAACUCCACUGAAAAGAAAGGGCCUCAAUCACAGCGGCAGGGCAGACCGAAGCUCCGGUUUUCAACAACAACCGAAGAUAAGGCCCGUUACAACACCGACUGUGGCUAUCAAGAGUCAGUAUGGCGCUGGGAGUACGCUGAAUAGCAGCAGUUCUUCCCCGGGUCCGGACGGACAGAGAGGUGUCUCGCUGGGCUGGGGAGUUCGUGCCAGAUCCAGCCCUGAGGCGAAAGGGAGGGAUUACGACGAAUCGGGAGAAGAGGACGAUUAUGAGGGGGAAACGGAGAAGAACUCUCGCUCUGUAAAUGGCUGCGGGGCGUCUCACUUGAUCACUAGCAAGUUAGCCGGGGAUUACUCAGACUCCGACGAGGAGGAGGUUGGGGGCCUUGGCGGCGUAGACCGACAGCGGGAUAGGUUAGAGCCCAGACGGAGCCACCCGAAAGCGGCGUUCCCUUCCCACGGAGUCGGCCGAGGGUCUCAGACGGGAGGGGCAGCCAGAGAGGUUAACUCGCCUGGGAGUCUAAACAUGGUGGGAAGACGGAGGGAGGAGGGGGAGGAAGACGGGGUGAAGAGAAGGGACUCGGACCCAUCGGGAGGCUUGCGGAGCCACAACUUUCCCAGGAAGUCCAUCUACGUCUCCCUCUCCGAGAACCAUGGAAGAGAGGCCGGCAAAAACAACCACGUCGACAGCGAGGACGGAUCCUUCAGAAGCAGCAGCUCUAAUAGGUUCAGCAUCGGGCUGAGACCGCGCUUCUCCAACUACAGCAGCCUGUCCCAGCCUUACAGGGGCAACCACUCCAACCACACCGCUCCCAACCACUCAUACAGCCAGACAGCGCUGAAGCAAAAGCUGUCUGUCCCGGAGGAUGAGCUGCUCCAGCAAUUCAAAAGGGAAGAGGUGGCCUCCUCUGGUAGCUUCAGCGCUCACUACCUGUCCAUGUUCCUGCUCACGGCAGCCUGCCUCUUCUUUCUGCUGCUAGGCCUCAUGUACCUUAGGAUGAGGGGCUCUGGAUCAUCAGAGGUGGAGGGAGUCAUUAAGAACCACCCUUUUGGCGGCGAGUUUGACUCUUCUUAUGACAAGGCAGAGAAGGACCUGAUCCUGAAGCUGCUGCUCAAUCUACACGACCACCUGGCCCACAUCGCUGGCCAGCACGACUGCGGAGACCAGAAGUGUCCAAACAGGAGUCUGUCCAUGGACGAGGCCUCUGCGUAUUUACGGGCCCAGAAUCAGGAGUUUGAAGGCUUCAUUCAUUUGUCUCUGGAGUGGAUCAUCCGGGCAGGACAGGACGUGGGCAUAAGGCUGACUGGGCAGGUAGCUGAUAACCCGGUGACCGAUGUGUCUGAGAUCUCUCGGCUGGAGUCCACGCACCCCAAGAUGCCCUUCACAUGCCGCUUCCGUCGAGCCUUCGUCACCGUCAUCAGCAGAGUCUUCGUCAUCGCAGUCGUGGUGGGCUGUGUGUGGAGCGUGGUCUGGUACAUGAAGUAUCGCUGGAGGAGGGAGGAGGAGGAGACCAGGCAGAUGUACGACAUGGUGGAGAGGAUCAUCGACGUGUUGAGGAGCCACACUGAGGCUUGCCAAGAGAACCAGGACCUACAGCCCUACAUGCCCAUCCCCCAUGUCAGAGACUCCCUGGUUCUGCCUCAGGAUCGGAAGAAGAUGAAGAAGAUCUGGGAGCGGGCUGUGAGCUUCCUCUCAGCCGACGAGUCCAGGAUUCGAACAGAGAAUCAGAGGAUCGGCGGAGCGGACUUCCUGGUCUGGAGGUGGAUCCAGCCUUCUUUCAGUUGCGACAAGACCUCCUUAAUGCCCUCCAAAGUUUGGCAGGGAAAAGCGUUCCCUCUGGAUCGGAGGAACUCGCCUCCCAAUAGCCUGACUCCAUGUCUGAAGAUCAGGAACAUGUUUGACCCGGUCAUGGAGGUCGGGGAGAACUGGGAUCUAGCCAUCCAGCAGGCGAUCCUGGAGAAGUGCAGUGACAACGACGGCAUCGUCCACAUCACUGUUGACAAGAACUCACGAGAGGGCUGCGUCUAUGUCAAGUGUCUCUCUGCAGAGCACUCAGGGAAAGCCUUCAAGGCACUUCAUGGCUCCUGGUUUGAUGGUAAGCUGGUGACAGUAAAGUAUCUGCGUUUGGACCGAUACCACCAGCGCUUCCCGCAGGCACAGGGCUGCAACACGCCCCUGAAGGCCUCCAGCCUCCUCCACCCGAACACCACAAGCACCGCGGACACUACGCCCAGCCUGCAGCACCACGGCUCAGCCAACUCUUCAGGCUUCUCAUGAGAUCACCAUUAAAGCAUUAGAUUUAGCGUUCUCUUCUGUGCCCUCCCAGCAGCACAGCACCAGUCUGCUGCUGCUCCUUCACUGCUUUAUAACGGGGAAGACUUUAAGUCUGUGCCGUGGGAGAGCUUUUUUUUUUUUUUUUUCCUUCUUUUUUUUUUUAUUUGUUUGUUUGUUUUUUUUUCAACACAGGAUCUUUGCAAGAAAAGCUGUUCAGCGUUGCAGUGUUUGUUUUCUAUAAUCUUUGUAUUAGAAAUGUCAUGGAUUUAACAAGGAAGCGAAGCUCUUCUGGAAUAUUUAAGAUGUGUGCAGAUACUCCGACCCUCCCUCCUCCUCCUCUUCCUCCUCCUCUUCCUCCUCCUCCACAGUGUAACUAACUGAUCCCAUGAUGGAAUUCAUUUGGGAACUGUAUGAAAACGGCUGCAUGUUUCAGCGUAUGCCUCUAUUUCAGAGUAUGCCUCUAUGUAAGCUUUCAAUACAACAGUGUGGAUGUUGAUUUCUUUUUUCCUGAAGAUGUUCGAUGUACUCCUUGUUAUUAUUAUUAUUAUUAUUAUUAUUCUUGAUUAUUAUUAUUAUUUAGUCAAGCGAGGAAGGCAUGGACAGAUUUGCAGAGGGUGUCCUGUAAAUACAUGUGAAUGGUGGCACAAGCUUUAUUACAUCUUCUGUAUUAAAAAGCAAAGCAUAAGCUCACUUUUUUUUUUUUUUUUUUUUUCCUUUGCUGCUCACGUACCACAGCAGAGUACAUCUGUAUCCAGAGGCAAACACUCCCAGAGAGGCCGCAAUAGCACAGAUGCACACACACACAGAACAGUUCAGGUGGUAGAAUGCCGAUUCAGCCGCUGUGUGUGUGUGUGUGUGUUGUUUGCUCCAUGUAUUCCAUGUAUGGGCUUUCUUUCCCUUUGUCCUUGGUUUUGUUAUGGCAUCCAGCAGAGCUCCCAUUACCCUCAACGUUUGAGCGAUAUAACAAAAUCAGGGAGUGUAACCUUUUUUUAACAGUCACCUGAAACUUUCUACUGCAGAUAUAAUCCAAUAUAUCCCCAAGUUAUUAUUACCACUUAUUAUAUUUAUUAUUUACCUCUUUCAAGUUGUGGUGCAACCACCCCCUUUCUCAUUGAAUUGGAUUUCCACGCCUGUUCUGAAUGAGUGGUGUGUGUCAGGGAAGUCAGGACUGUUUCAGAAUCUGUGCUCACCUCACAGAUGUUUUCCCGUCACGACGGAGCCUGAUUCUGUCUCCACUGGCCUCGUAAACGAUGCUACCACGCUUUUUUUUUUUGUUGUUUUUUUUUUUUUUUGUCAUAAGGAGUACUGUGAGAAUGUUGACAAGUUUGUAAUACUCAAUUCUAAAAAUCCCAACCCCCCACCACCCUGCCAGCCCCUCCCUGUAAGGAGAGUUUACUGAACUUAGGGAUUCCUGAUUUGCUUGUGUGUUUUUACAGCAUCCGUGUACUCAGAUAAAAAAAAACGCUAAGAAUCCAGGAGAUGCUAUGACGUAAUUACAUUUUUUUUUUUUUUUUUUUUUUUUAAAUGCAGUGAAUUGAAAGUUGGAUUCAGUAUUUGCAGUGUGAAAUUGUACAAAUGAUGCACAUUUCAAAAUGUUCAAAAUCUGCUGCAGUAGGCAGCGGACAACCCAACAGUGCCUUAAAUUUGUGCUUUUUUUAAGACUGGCACUGCAUUACUGGACAAUACUGGAUUUAAGAAAUAGAAACAGUUCAAAGGGUGAGUAAGGCCUGCCAUAGAUGUAGUUUUGUUAGAGUUUUACAUCUUCAGAUUUGGUAUUUUGUAGCAGUUUCCUUUGAUAUUAAACCAAAUGCUUCUCUCUAUUUAUUUCUUUUUUAAAAAAAAAAAAAAAAAACAGCCAUGGUGAUGUACUAUUUUAAUGUCACUAUACAGUACCUGUUACAUAUGUGUCAUAACUUUAUUUCAUCGAGAAUCAACCUUACAUCCACUUCCAAACAACUGUCAGGAUGUGUAAAACAACAAAAUAAAGUGAACACUUUAAGAAAGAAGCCAGUUGUUAGUGCAUCACUGUAAUCUAUUUUUGUACUCCAGCAGAACGGUGCACCUGCAGCAUUUCACCUCACAGACUGUGCUGAGGCUGAAUGUAAAUGUUGGUUUGAUGUGACGCCACCUCUCCAGGCUUGUGCUUCACCUAUAAAUACAUCCGCGUGGAUGCUUUCUUUUCCUCUGAUGUAUUUUAUGUAAACACUGUACAUUGAUAUAAGUGUAGUAUGUACCAUUAUAUGCAGCUUUAUUUCCAUUGCAUUGUAUGUUUGGGUUUACCAGUAUCCCUAACCUGCUAGCCAGAGGGGGGAGGUGUAAUAUACUAGACAUUUAAAAAAAAAAAUAGAUGUUUUAAUGUAAUUUGUCAAUUGUACAAACAGCUCAAAUUAAAGAUUUAUUAGGAGUUUUUA